Gallus gallus (chicken) is the source of this 20771-nucleotide messenger RNA. It is a transcript of the gene VEZT, whose product is annotated as vezatin, adherens junctions transmembrane protein. Gene Ontology annotation, biological process: cell-cell adhesion. The transcript has 12 exons. Gene Ontology annotation, cellular component: plasma membrane. The record is from RefSeq and is a predicted model, not a curated record. Gene Ontology annotation, molecular function: myosin binding. The coding region runs from base 7120 to 9081 and encodes 653 amino acids. Lineage: Eukaryota; Metazoa; Chordata; Aves; Galliformes; Phasianidae.
CGGGGAGGUGGGCGAGAUUCUGUCGGAUGCGUGGGAACAGUACAGGAGAGAAAAAUGGAACGCCCUCGUCCAGGAGACAAAGAUCGCGCUGUCUGUAAGUGCUAGCUCAACUUUUGCAAGUUAUGUUUUGAGAGAGGGAGACGUUUCAAUACGGUUUAUUUGGUUGUGAGCUUUGCCACCUGUUAAGCUCAUCUGUUAGGCUUUGUAGAAAAGUGCAGUCUUUUCUACUCUGAGAAUUCAGAGCUUGUCGUGUUUUUUGGAGACUGUUUGAUGGUGUUCCUGGACUACUCAGCUUGGAAGAGCAUUUCUGUAUUUUAAGAAGAGAUCUUUAAACCCUUUAUUUUGUGCAAUCACAUUAAAUGUUACUUUUAAGGCUGUUCUGCUCUGUUAACUCUGGUUGGAAACUGGAGCAGGGGGUUACUGGGUGGUAAACUUUAUCCUGGUAAAGAAUUUGGGGUGUGGGAAGACCCCAUCUCUAACGGAGAAAUCUCUAAUAGAGAAAUCCUGAGUCAUUUAGUUCACCAUGCAUCAGCAAAAAGAAUUUGGGUGUGGCUUUCAUACUCAGCUGCUAUUGAAACAAAACUAUGACUGCUAACAAUGUUUUAUUAUUUGUGAUUACCAAAGUUUUUUCUAAGAAUAUUUGUAAAAUGCCUUACAGAUUAAAGUGCAAUGUUUGUGCUUGCUGCAACAGAUAAAAGAUAUUUGAGGAAAUAUCAAUAAAAAAUAAGCUCUCUUCUGCAGCUCAGAAAUCCUCUAUGAUAACAGCCUUUCCAUCACAUAGCAGUAUACAGCGUUAUGUGUUUGAUUCUUUGUUGAUGUUUGACUUGCUUUUGGUAUUUAUUUUUGCUGUAGGCUUAGAGUUGUGAACGAGAUGUUUGAUCUUUGGUUCAGUUCAGGAGCUAGCUUUUUUUUUCCUAAGUCAGUGCUGUGUGGGAAGUGGGAUUGAAAUAAACCUUGGAAAAGGGGUGAAGAGCAGAAUCUUGGAAUUAGAAUGAGACUCAACUGCUUUCAACUGUUAAAAGUGACAGUUGUCAUUAAAUGUAAGUAUUUGAGUGCAAUGUAAAAUACAUAGGCUAAGAGAGCUGUGAAUAAGGAGGAAAGGAUUUUUUUUUCUUGAUUCCGGACAUGAGAGCUUAUAUAAAUCUACCCUCUAUUAUACAUUUCUGUUUACAGUUGGAUGUCUUUGCAGUGCGAUAUAGUAGUGAAUCAGAAAAGUCAAUACAGAAAUAAGCAGGAGUUUUUGUUCUUGCUGUUCCCAGAAAACCCAACUUCUUAAAGUCUGAGAAAGCCUGUUCCUAUUCAGUGCAUCAACCGUAUCAGACAAGCUGUUGCACUUAUUUACCAGAUUCUCCUUGUCCAGUCUGUAUUAAGUGCACGAAAGAACAAUGGCUUCUUGUUUAUUGGCUGUCCUGGAGCUGUUCUCCAUUUCGAGAACGUGUUUUUGACAAGUAGCAUAAUAAAACGAUGUCCUGAAUGUAAAUGUAACACCUCUCUCUUGUAUCCAGGUGAUAUCAGAAAGUGAAUUAGAAGACACAACUUUGAAGAAAUAUCAGGAAUAAAUACAACAUAUUGCUGAAAAACCCUAUCUUGGUAUCCUCACUUGCUUUAGAUCGUGGGGGUCCAACUUGUUGGCUUGCCCGGGCCACACUGAGUGAAGAGUGAUUUGCAUGGGCUACAUGUGAGAUGGAUAAUUAAUGUACUCAUCAUAACAAAACUUGUAUCUUUUUAUUCCACUGUCAGUGUGUGGCGGGCAUGAGAGGCAGAGUUAGCUCUGCACUGUGCCCUUCCCUCCAGUGGUCAGUUGUUGCCUACACGAUCCAUACUCAAUCUAUACACCAUCAACUCAUGAAAAAUAUCACCCCAAAAUCACAUAAUAACGUUAAAGUUGAUGGUGUUUGGGGAGCUCAUUACUGGCUGUCCCAGGGUUGUGUGUGGCCUGUGGGCUUUGGAUUGGGCAUGUUUGAUUUAGAUGGCAUUUAUCAUCAGUAACUGGUGCUAUGAUGGUGAUAGAACAGGCUGAAUGGUGACGUUGUUUUUUCUCUUCUUGUCUGUAAAUCAUUAAUUACUGCAUAAUUCUAAUUGAGGCAAGUAGAAAUGAAUAAACGAACCUGACAGUCAAGCACGAGCAAUACUAAGUAUUCUAAUAGUAUCCAGUUUGUGCUGUUGAAUGUGAAGUUAAAGAUUGAGAAAUACACAGAAAUAGAUUUCUUUAGGAUGAUAGGGUUCUGUAUUAAUAGUAAAAUGAAAUUUUGUAUUUUACAUUUCCUAGUCAAAUCAUCUACUAAAACAAUGCUGCUAUCCCUUUACCUGACCUUCUAACAUAAGUUUUCUUUCAAGACUAACUUAUAUUUUUUUGUAUUCCAACCUAACUCUCAUCGCAAGGAUAUGUUUCUAUUAUGUCCAGAAUUUCUCAGACUAAAAGUGUAGCACCUAUAAUAUGUGGAUAAGCAUCCAAACCAACUGUGAGGCUGUUUAUUAUAAUAUUAAUAUUAAAGUAAUAUUAAUAUUAGGAAAGAAAACUAGGAGGCAAAAAAGCAGAUCCUGUAAAUUCAAAGCUAUGAUUUAUCAGACAUCAAACAUAUUAGGAGAUUAAAGUAUUGGUUUCUGGAGCUUCAUGAGGAUUGUAUUAAUUAUAAUGUUUCUGUUGCUCGUCUUGAAACAUAAGAAGUAUACAGUGUAGCGUAUUUUAAUGCUAUCAUAUUGCAAGGGAGUGCUUGCAUGGUAAUUCUUUGACUAUAAUGGUUGAAGAAAUACUCAGUGAGUUAUACAGACUGCACAGCUCUGCAAGUGAGAGGCUCGUCAGUAACACUUAAAAUCAGACAUCAUCUAGGACAUAAAAUAUAAUGUCAGUAAGUAGUUUGUGUGUUUACGUUAGCGUAGGCAAACACAUGACGUGAUUCUAAUAAAAAAAAGGUGUAAACCUCAAAUUUUAUGAAUGAACAAACUGUAAAGCUGAGGGCUAUACAGGAGAGCUCGCUCGUAAUGGAAGAUUUUUAUGAUCAGUUUGCUAAAGUUCUUAGUAAUCUAAUUUCACAGAGGCUUCAACCCACUUCUUAGUUCUUUCUGUACCCACAUCUCACGUGGUAUUAUGGAUUUAGAAAAGGGAAAAAUGGUGUUUUGACUUAGAGCACAGGGCAUAGUACUUCUUCAUUUAAGUCAAUAAAAAAUGAGGUUUUAUAGUGUGGACUGUAACUUCAGCUAAUAAUCUGUUAAGAAAAACGGGGGACAGGAAAUACGCGGCCAGAGAAGGUGUGCUAGCAGAGGGUUGACAAAGCCCAAGUUCUUCCUGAGAAACUCAGAGAACAUUGCACGUUUAUUUGAAGGAAUAUGUGAUAAACAUUCAAGUUAAGUUUUAAUCAGUUAUAAUUUGCCAACUCAGUAAUCAAAAAACUGAUUUCUAAUUCCCAGCAGUAUUAAAAAUCUGCAUGUCAAACUGUAAGGGGGACAUUUAAAAAGCCUCUGAAAAGUUAAUCAGAAGGAUUUUACAUAAAACCUCGUAAGGUGCUGUAUUCUGCCUUGAUUACAAGAACAAAUGAAAAUAUUACAACUACAACCUAAUGUUUCAUUAACAUCUGAAGAGGUGUUUGUUUUGUUUUGAUUUUUACUAUUUCUGUGCAGUAGAAAUUGUACUGAUUAAGUUAACUGUGUGGUUUUGAUGUGUAAAAAUAAGAGAGAAGAGCUAGGCGUUCUUUGGUCUAUGCAAUAAUUCACUUACUAAAUAUAGCAUUCAGGAUUUUAGCUGAUUCUCUCUGGUUUUAGUGGACAGAGUCUCUCUUGCUGAACGUCUCUUCCUCUGCCUUCUUUCAUCCAUUCCUGUGGGGAAAUGGAACCAAUCUAAACAGCUUUACUCUGUUUUUCUUGAUCAGCUUUUAAGAGAAUGAUCUCAUAGUGGAUCAUUCCCUCCUGUGCCCUGCACAUUUGAAGUGACCUUACACAAUCAGAAUAAAAAAACUCCCUUUUUGUCUCCUGGAAUGCUGACAGACUGCUUUUUUCAUACUGAAUAUUUGCUCUGUGGUGGUUUUGGAUCAUCAGCAAAAACAUAGUUUGCAUUUCCUUUGAGUUGGUUGGUGCUUGCUUGAAUCCCUUGUAAUGACAAGCUAUCAGCUGUGUGGCCUUUCUGCAGUGACCCAGAAGGAGAAGUAAUUUUACCUUAUUUCCACAACAGUGAGCUGUUAAUAUCACCAGCAUCUCUAGCAUUACUUGGUUAGCUGAAUGGAUUCUGUCUAGCCUUGCCCCUGCAGUGGAGAAAGCAGAACACAGAAGGUAUGCUCUAAGAUAGUAGUGGAAAAACUCCUUGGUAUAUGUAUUUUGACAGCUGUCUGUAUUUAGGUGGGUAUCAAUAAAGAGAAGAGUAGACUUGUGUCUUGCUUGUGACAGGUGUGAUUGAGAUGAUUGUCAUCUCUGAAGACAGCAAAAAAAGCAGGAUUUCCAGUUUACUGAGGUGAAAUAGUCUUUAAACUUCUUGGUUUGUUUUCAUGCCAAAGCACAGUGUUUGAGGUGCAGUCUCACUAGUACUGUGUACAAGAGCACUGUCACUUCAUAGUCCUGUUGGCCAUACUGUUUCCGAUGCAGUCCAGGAUGCCAUUGACCUUCUUGGCCACCUGGGCACACUGCUGGCUCACAUUCAGCCGGCUGUCAGCUAACACCCUCAGGCACUUUUCUGCUGGGCACCCAUACUGCUGCACGGGGUUGUUAUGAGCCACGCGUAGCACCCAGCACCGAGCCUUGCUGGAUGCCAUGAGGCCAGACUGAACUUGGUUCACUGUGACUCUGAGCCCAGCCGUCAGCCAGUUCUUCACCCACAGAACUGUACGCCUGUCCAAGCCACGAGCAGCCAAUUUCUCAAGGAGAAUAUUGUGGGAAGCAAUACGAAACGUGUUACUAAAAUUGAAGUAUCCAUAGUCUAAACCUCAGCUAAGUGGGUCUGCUUGUCAUAGAGGUAGAUCAGGCUAGUCAGGUAGGACCUGCCCUUCAUAAAUCCGUGCUGACUUCACAUCAUUCAUUUGUCUCAUAUAUGCUGAGUGAUGACACUCCAGAUGACCUUCUCCAUUACCUUCUCUGGUACCGAGUUCAGACCAACAGGCCCGUAAUUCCUGGAGUUUUGUCUACACCCAUUUGUCUAACCUUGAAACGUUCUUGCUGAUUGUGUCUGAAAUAUCCGUACUACCCUAAGAGCAUCUGGUGUGUGCAGAUUUGAGUUGUUCAGGUGUGCUGGCAGUGUGCCGCCUGCUUUGUGUGGAGACCAUUUGAAGGAGACGUGGUUAUGUCCAUAUGCACGUCCAUUCCAUUUUAAGUUUUGUCCUGAAGUUACUGAGGUAAUUUAACAUUGCCUUAAAUAAAAGAAGUAUUCUGGUCUAUUAUGUUUUCUUUUGCAUUUUAAUUAAUUCUGGCGAAGAGACAUGUUGUACUUAUAAAGAAACAUAGCUUCUUUCCUGCUGGUCUAGGAAUGCGUGGUUUAAUUAGAGUUGUCUGCACUUGAAAAAGUACUUGAUGGUGGAGGAAGGAUCCUUGGAAAAAUGAUAGGAUUGAGGUGUCACACUAGAAAAAUUCCCACAAGGAAGUGAGUCAUUAAUGUAGGGCAGUGCUUUGCAGCGUCAUUGUCAUGGAUGAGGGGACUGCCUGCACCUGCACAGAGCUGUGAGUUGGUAAGAAUGUUUGAGUUUCAGGUUGUGAGUGGACUCUGAAUCUGUUGUGAGUAAUGCAGAGGGAGUGUGCAAAAGUGUGCAUUUGCAUGCUUUCAGUAGGUAAGAGUGGUCCAAAUAUCGCCUUAGUGAUGGGCUAAAAAUAACCCUGCCAGUAACAAGUUCAUUUGUUAAACUAGCACUGCUGAUUGCUUCAGUUUUUCUAUACAACGAACAGUCGUUUGAGGUUUGCCCAUGUUGGUUCUUGGUCAUGGUGGAUACCAUUUUCACAGCUAGUUUCUGCAGACCUCCACAAUUGUGUGCCAGUUACCGUGGAGCUUUUACCUUUUACUGUUCUUGUUGUCACGCUGACAGUAAGUUACAGUUCUUCAAAUGUUUUCUGUUCUUCCUACUCACUUCUCUCCUAGUCGCAUAUCAGUGCGGGAGGUUGGUGAAGAUGGUCAGAAGUGAAAAUGAAUUUCUAAGCAAUGAGGCUGAGAGGUUUUUUAAGAAGAAGUCUCUUUACAUCUACUGAGUAGAACUGGAGUCAGUGUAAAUAUACUCUUCAUCAAAUAUGUAAUGAAUAUUGCCGUGUGCGUGAAUGCUAACGCAUAACAGCUAUGUAAAUCUAGAUAUCUAGUUAGGGAUGAGAAGAGAAUGCAAAAGUCUGUAUAGAUAAAUAUCUAAAAAUGUAGAAACCCAUUCAGUGGUGAUCGGAAUUUCAUGCUUACUCUACAAGAUUUCCAAAAGGACUUUUCUUCAAUUAGUGGUUUUGCCCGCAACCUUAAGGUCUUGAUUUGGGUUGUUGAUACAGUGUCAUCAAGUGCUCUGAAGACACACAAGAAUAUUUUAAAAUAUACUGUUAAGUGUUUAGUUUAUGUAUUGAUUACGUGUAUGUUUUAAGCUAAAGAAACAUCAGGUAACCUGGAAAAAAAUAUGGCUUUAGAAGAAGUUGAUUGGUUGUAUGUUUGUUUCUCAUCACACUGACUUGUAUAUUGACUUUUGCAACCUUUUUCAUUGCAGUCAAGAUAAAACUUGAGGGAGACUGAAAGCAAAGAAUUCACCACUCUACGAGUAUCUGCAGGAUUUGGGACACACUGAUUUUGAAGUAUGUUCAUCUGUGUCACAGAAGGCAAAGCAAUGUGCAGUAGAGGAAGGCCAGAGAGAGAGAACUGUGCAUACUGCCCAGAAACAAAGCAUCCUGUCAAAACUAGUUGAGUUCUUCAGAAGUUGGUUUCCCUUUCCACAGUAUAAGAAAAACGAUGACAUACUUCACCGAUUGGAUGUUGGAUUUCGAUUUGACACACUCCGUACCAUCCUGCAACAGGAAGUUCUGCUGCAAGAGGAUGUGGAACUGAUUGAGUUCCUUGACCCGAGUAUCCUGUCUGCAGGGCAGUGUAAGCAACAGGAAAAUGGACAGCUUCCAACACUACGCUCCCUAGCAACUCCUAAUAUUUGGGAUAUCUCACUGUUGCUUGCCUUUGUAAGUGCCCUGCUUAUGCUUCCUUCAUGGUGCAAGGAGUCAUCGUGGCUACCGUGGGGACUAGUUCUGCUUGGGUAUGCAGUUUUUCGAGUGUGGGCCACAUGGAGGACAGCCAAGCUACAAAUGUCCCUGCAAAAAUACUGUACCCAGCUGGAAGAAACGGUAGCAAAUAGUCGAGCUUUUACUAAUCUUGUGAGGAAAGCUCUACGGCUCAUUCAAGAGACUGAAGUAAUUUCCAGAGGAUUUACCCUUUUGCUUGACAGGGUCAGUGCCGCUUGCCCACUUAAUAAAGCUGGACAGCAUCCUAGUCAGCAUCUUAUUGGUCUCCGGAAAGCCGUCUAUCGAUCUGUCAGAGCCAACUUCCGAGCUUCAAGACUGGCUACUCUGUACAUGCUGAAAAACUACCCUCUGAACUCUGAGAGUGACAACGUGACCAGCUACAUCUGUGUAGUCCCUUUUAAGGACCUGGGUCUGGGACUGAGUGAAGAGCAGGUAUCUGAAGAGGAGGCACACAAUCUCACGGAUGGCUUCAGCUUGCCUGCACUCAAGGUUCUCUUUCAGCUCUGGGUAGGACAGAGUUCAGAGUUCUUCAGGAGACUGGUACUGCUCCUUUCCCCAGCCAAUGCUUCCCCCAAGCCCUUGAUCUCCCCUGAACGGUUGCCUCAUCAUAUCUUGUCUGAUGUGACUCAAGGCCUACCUCAUACACAUGCUGCCUGCUUAGAGGAGCUCAAGAGAAGCUAUGAGUUUUAUCGGUACUUUGAAACUCAGCAUCAGUCAGGUUUUGAACGACCAACCAGAACAAAACAGAAGUCAAGAGAGUUGAACAGCCUUCAAACAGCAGUACGCAGUUUGCAGCUUCAUCUGAAGGCACUGCUGAAUGAGGUAAUAAUUCUUGAGGAUGAACUUGAAAAACUUGUUAGCACUAAGGAGACACCUGAAUUAACAACAGAAGCCCACCAGGUUCUGGAACAAAAACUAAAGUUUAUUCAGCCUCAUAUGCAGGCAAGCAACAGCUGCUGGGAGGAAGCCAUUUCUCAGGUGGAGAAAAUGGGUGGAAGAAACCCAAAUAAAAAAGGCAACCUUGAAGCUUCCUGUGAUAACCUACAGCGUACUUCAGUACCUUUAAUACAGCCUACUGUAUACAUAGAAGACAGAGAUCCCAUCCCUGAAGAACAGGAAUUGGAAGCGUAUGUUGAUUAUUCCGAUAUGGACAAUGAGUAUAAUAGGGAAGCUUUUGACUGCUUUUCCCAGGAAGAGAGAGAGAGACAAAAACGAGAGAGAGAGGAGUCUAAAAGGGUGUUACAAGAAUUGAAAUCUGUACUGGGAUUUAAAGCUUCAGAAGUAGAAAGACAGAAGUGGAAGCAACUCCUAUUCAGUGACCACGCUGCAGUGAAACCCUUGUCUCCUGUAGAGUCCCUGAAGCUCCUAAAUAAUUUGGAAUCACACAUGAAUUCAAAUACAGAAAAGCAGGACUGCAGCCAAAGUUAUGAUAAAUCUGAAGAAAGCGACUAUAAUUCAGAAGUGAACACUGCUGGUAAAAGCAGGACAGAAUAUUUGUAUGAAGAUCCUGAGAUGGAGAGAAAUAAAGACAGUCCUCCUGAAGAAGGUAUUUCUACAGAGGCUGAAGAAAUAAUGUGCUAUCGGUAUGAAGGGGAAGUUGAAGAUCUCAAGCCCAGUGAUACAGAUAGAGUAGAAGUUUCGCAGCCUCCCUCUGUGGAUGCAUUGCAUUCAAAAAUAAAGCAUAGGCUGGCUCAGCUUCACAUAUCAACAGAUUUUAACUUCACAUCCGGUCUGGCUGCACAAGCUGCUGCCAGGUCUUUCUCUUUUACUACAAUGCAGGAACAGACUUUUGGAGAUGAGGAUGAGGAUGAAGAGGAGGAGAAGGAGGAAGGGAAGGGGCAAGAACAUGAAGACCUAAUGGAAGGUUUUGAGAAUGAAGGUAGUGGCUCUGAGAGUGAAGGAAAAGUACAAGCCUGAUCUGAACUUUUAAAAACCAACAACAGACAAUUUGGUAGGAAAAAAAUACCAAACAAACUAAUGUGGGGGUUUGAAGUUAAAAAUGCUGAAUGGAAAAAAAAUAAUUGGGAGACCUAAAUGUAAUACGUCUUGUUCCUUAAGUCUGAGACACUAAAUGGGACUUCUGAGUAUGUGGAUAAUUUGCAGGUAAGACAACUUUAAGCUGCAACCACUAAGCAGUUGGCUGUUGCCUUUUUAAGAUCUUAGUGAUGAGUUUUGGAGUUUUCCUUCGUGUUUUCUGGUUUAUUUAUUUAUAUCAUGAAGUGCUGUUGUUGUUUUUCUAAAAAGAAUGAAAAACUAUGUAUUGAAUUACAACAGACUGUCUUCUGCUUUCUGAUUUUGUUGUCUUAGAAUCAAGAGUUAGUUCCAAUAAAAAAAAACAGGGCAUUUGUUUUGGAAGAACCUGAACUGUUCCCUGUGAUUUUCCUCCACCACUUCUCGUGUCCACAGUGAGUUGGCUCAGCCACCGUAGACAUUGGUGAAUCUAUGGCUAGUAAUGCUCCUGGCUAACAUGGAGAGUCUUAAGUAAAAACUUGAAAGGUCCUGUAUUUUAUGUGUCCUGGGGCAUGGGGCUGAAAUGCAUGAAGUUGGCCGUACUUCAUGUUAAGGUUUAUAUAGAAUUUUAUGAAAGGUUAAUAAAUGAUUCAUAAAUGUUGUAAUUCAUGUUAGAGAAAUGUGUAGUAUGCGUUAGGGAGGGUUUUGAGCUUAUCAAUAUAAAGUACUAUAGACAAGUAGAAGCUAUUUGUUGGGUUGAUAAUAGGUGAGAAUUAAAUAGCUAUUUAAUAAAACAGCUAUUAAUCCUUUGUUAACCUUUUAUAAAUUGAGCCUUAAUAUAAUGUUUGACUUGUAUAUUAUUGUUUGUCCAGAAGUAAUCUUCUUAGAGCAAAAUUGUCUGACAACUUACACAGUAUUUUGCUUAAAUGAUGUGUUUGCUUUUCCCUAAUGUUCUUUCAUUUUUCUCUUAGAUCACAACCAUAAUCUGUGUGAUUAAGAUCCAUGAGAGAACAAGAAUUAUCUAUUUUCUAAGGUCUAUCUUGUAACUUAGCUGACAUCUAAGCAUCACUGUCCAUUUAGAUGUUGUGCUAAGGGAUGUGGUUUAGUGGGGAAGUAUUGGUGGUAGGUGGAUGGUUGGACUUGGAUGAUCUUGGAGGUCUCUUCCAACCUUGAUGAUUCUAUUUGAGGUUAUGUAUGUUGUUUUUUUCUCUACAGUGGUGUUAGGAAAAGCAGCAAACCGAUAUGGCAAUGGUCACUUCACUGAGGAGCUGCUUAAUGGUUUUUCUGCCUUCUCUUUCUUUUGCUCUCAGACGCAAAAUGAAGCGAAGGACUCAUGUGUCUGAUGGUGAGAGAACAGCCUCUUAGUAUGGACGUGGAUAAACCUGCAGUCACAGAAUGCCUCAGCAGUUACUUCGUAAUUGUCUCUUAAGGCUUGCUGAUUUUUUAGAUUAGAGGGUGUGGAGAUGCAAGUGGUUCAGAGCAGUAUCUUUCCUAGGGUGCUGUUUUGAGAAGUGGCGAAGCAAACGAAGGUCAGCAGGUCAGGAUGGGACUCUUGAUCAUAUGUCAGGAAAUGAUUCAACCUCACUCUCCAUCUGUUAGUAAUUUUGUGUGAAUGCUGCAAGUAUGUACGUAUUUUUUUCCACAGUUCCUAUGGAGUUGAAUAUCAAUUUAUAGAGAAGGUUGUAUGUGAUUUAAGCUAUUCUUUCACAAUAUAAUAUCUGUCUUCUCCCUCACAGACAAAUUUGGGUAAAAGUAUGUUUUGAUGUACUUCACUAACCAAUAACACAGGAUUUUGUACCCCUAAUUAUGUGCAACUGGAAGCUGAGUGGAUGCGUGACUGGAAGUGGGAGUGGGAUUAGGGAAGAUGCUUCUCAAAGUACAUCCAGAAGCUAAGCCUCCUCUAAGUGGUAGGAUGUAUUCUUCUCUAGGCCCAUAAAAGUUAGAAUAAGAUGAUGAAAGACUAUUUUAUUUUCUCUGUGGUAAGCAAUCGAGUCUAGAACAACUGCUUUGGAUAAGUGGUGUUUGAAGCAAUGCCCAUGCUUCUGAAAAAUAAGUCUUCCUCAUUCUUGACUUGAGAUCCUUGAUCCUUCACUAAGUGCCCAGAUGUUUUUUGUUCCUAGCUAAUUGUUCUGACUGCCUAACUGUAUGUUCCAUUAAUGCUUUUCCACAAGGUCACCUACCCAUAUCUUAUUAUCAGGUACUGCGUGUCCCAAAACUGAUACUUUUUUCACCUAAACUUAGUUCACGGUGUAGAUGGCUGUGAUACCAACUUGGAAAAAUAAUCAAAUUUAGAAUAUGAAUUAUAACUCUUUUCACAGUUUUGGAUGAAAUCAAUAGUCACAUGAGUUCUUUGCAAUGCUACUAAAAUAGAUUUCAGAUUGUACAUCUGUAAGAGUUGCUAGUUCUUCAUUCCUUUGCUGCAGUCCUUAGUUAAAAAAAAAGAAAACAGGCCUUGCCAGCUCAUUUGGGACCCAGCUUUAUAAUGUGCUGGCCUUGGUGAUGAAACUAGCCUAAGAAACCCCAUCUACCAUUAGUUGUUCACUUUCACCCAUCAGAUGGCUUCAACACAAGUUUUUGUGCCUGUGUUAUUAAUCAGCAUACGUAGUCAACUUGGUCCAAAAAAACCCAUCCUUUUUAGAGUUUACUUUUACAUUGCUUAUUCCAAUGAUGCAAUUUACAGCAUUGACCUUCAAACAGCUGUAUCGGCAUAUACUGUGUUACUUGCGUGAGGCUCAGGACUGUUCACAUUUAUGUUAUUGGCAGAGACUAUGUACUGUGACAUUACACUUUGACGUUAGAGAUGAGUAUGCUGAAGGUAUGACCUUUUGGAGCAAACUCUGAUUCUGCUUUAACGGAUAUAUUUUCUGCAAGAAAAUUAAUUGAUUUGUAUGGUCUUAGUGCAGUCUUAGAAGUUGUGUAAAUGAACGUCUGUGCUCACUUGCUUUCUCUCCCCCUAAUCACAUUAUAUGUAACUGCCAUCGGGUCAUUUAUUUUAAUUUAUUGAACAUACUCCCUGCAUAAAAAUUUGGCUAACAGUCUACAGCUCACAAAGCAUGGCUUCCUUUUGUUUCAUAACUAGGUUCUGUCUGCAUAUAGUCUGUUAUGAUCCAGAGUUUCUCAUGAUAAUGUCAUCUAAUAGGGCUGUGUGUACAUGCUGUAGAUUCCUUUAAGAACCUGUUAGAUUUUUUUUUUUGUAAUCUUCAUUUAUUGCUGCAUUUAAAAUAAUGUGUAAACACCCUUUAUUGGAGCUAAAGAGUAGUGUUAAUAUAUUGAGCAUGUCAAGGUCUAAGUGCUGUUCUGUGUUCUUUGGCUCAUGAGUGUAGGUAGGGAUUUUUGUGAAAACAGAACAUUUAUUUCUUCGUGCUUUGUAACUUUUUGAAAUAUGUUAAUCAGGAAAUCCACACUAAAUACUGAAGCAAGCCAAAGGAUAUCGCAGCCAAAAUUCUUUGUGAAGAACAGAGCUAAUGAUAACUGUUUAUUCCAUUCCCAGUUAGGAGCUCUGUGGAGUUGUAAAGAAGCAUGCAAUGACAUAGAAUUAAAUAAUUUCUUUUCUUCCUGUCUGCCUGGAAGGCAUUCCAAAGAUGGUAUUUGCUUCUUAGGUUGGAUUUCGGUCUACCACUACAUCUUUUAUGUAGCAUAACUUUACGCCUAAUGGUACAGGUAGGUAAAGACUUAAAUAGGGACAAAGACCUCUAAUAAAGACAUUAGUGGGUUUUGUUUUUUUUUUAGUGUAUAUCUUUGUGACAUAAAUGUAACACUGAUGUAAUGGAAGCAUAUAUUGAGAAUUACAGACAAUACAGAUUCUUUCAGAUGGAGUGGAAUGUGCCUGUGUCAAUUGUACGCAAGACUGGCAAACGUGAGAGGGCUUCUGAUUGCACUUACAAGACAGUUUUACUCCUGACAGAGGGUUCCUAGAUAUCACUGAGCCUUGCAUUUUGUUAUAAAACCUCAAGAUGAUAUUUGGAAGGGUGACCGUUUUUAACGACAUUUCAGACUUUGCCCUGAAUGCAUUUAUGUUUACAGCACUGGAAAUUUUACGUGCAUAUGAAGAGCAGAAUUUGCAGUCGUCUUACUAAUCUCUCUGCUAGUUUAAAUAAUAAGUAUAAAUGGUGGACUGUGUAGAGUUGGUGGCCUACAGUGAACUUUGUAAUCUUAUUGUCUGCCUUCUUUUUCAAACACGAACAAGGGCUCAAGUAUACUAAGCUGGCCUUCUUUUAAAGUGUUUAGUGAAGGGGUGCUCUGCAAGUGGCUUGUUCCCAUGGUUAACUACUCUUUAGAAUUAAGAAUUAUUUUCAUAAAACAAAAGGGUUUUUUGUAGUGUCUUAUCUGAAAAAAAAAAAAAAGGGGGGGGGGCAGAGUAUGAGAAAGGCACUUGGUCAGUGCAGAGGGUUGGACUACUCUCCUAUCUCAUCUGUGGCAGGGACUAAUAGCAGAUGCUGAGAGAAGGGUAGGAAAAAGGGAGCUUAUGUAGUGAUGAGCUGUUUCCCAACUAUUUGUGUCUCAAGGAGUUCUUGAGCCAGCGGGGGUAGCUGUCAGCUUAACAGCUCACGAUGGAAUUUUCUUCCAAACAACUGAACAGAUUUGUUCAGGCUCACAUUUGCUUGAUUAUUACUAGUUCCAGUGCCAUGAUGUGUUCAUCUUUUUAUGGUUUUCUAUAAGCUAGAAGGUUUGUCAACAUUAUGUUUGUUUGUUUGUUUUUCAAUUGAGCGAGCCCACUUCUGUUGGCUCAUCCACAGAGGUCAGGUUUUCCACCUUUUGAUUGCUUUCCUUAGAAAUCUGUCCUGUACUUUGAUGUAUAAUGGCCAAAGUAUGCUACAGUACUCCAGAUGUAACCUCAGCGGUGCUGAUUAUGGAGUAAAAAUCACCUCCCAUAAAACACAGAACCAUUAAGGUAUUUCUUAGUCCAUCUAGGAACAAAAUCUUUUCAGAUCUUUUACCCCUAGAUACUAUGAUGACAAAUGAAAAUAUUUGGUCUGAUGGAGGAGAAAUAUUUAUUCACUCUCAGCAGGAUUUGGUUGGACAGUGUUUUUCUUUGCUAACAAAACAAGGAGUUGUUAAAUCAAAAUGAUCUUCCAACAGCUGCCACCUGGUCUAACACAAACUAAAGAUGCCAAACAACACUUGUUUAAAUCUCAGCUUGAUUUUUCAGAGCUGUUCUGGUCUCUGAUGAGUAGGCACAUAUCACAAAGCACAUUAUCACACAAAAAUGUGACGGAGAGUAUGUAGAUAUCAGAGAUCAAACUGAAGGCUUCUGACUCAUUUGGAAACUACUUGAAGGUAUGCUUUACUCAUAUUCUCAUUAUAUUUCAUUCUUUAAUCUGGAUGCUUUUAUUCUACCACCUUGAAUUCUAAAUGCCAAAAAAUAUGUAAUUUGAUUUAUUUAACUUGGGAAUUUUGUGCAGUAACCAAUAAGUGGUAAUGGUACCGGAACUGUGAUGGUAAGGCAUGACCAUCAGUAGGGUAAAAUCCACCUUCCAUGAUUUUUUUCUUUGUGUACAGAUAAAACAAUACAGUUUGAGCUACAGCUACUCAGAAUUUAACUGUUUUAGAUAGUCUGCCUCACCUGUCACACUGCCAACUCUUAAGCCAUUAGCAGGUUUGUAGGAAUUAAAUUUGAUCCAACAGCUUACACACUCUGUUAGCCCAUUUCACACUUUAUGAAAUUACUACAGGAUUUUGAAGCAGUGACUAUAAUUUAGUAGAAGAAAAAGGCUUCUUCCUCUGUUACAAAGUGGCUUAUUUUAAAAGGGUUGAAUUGGACCAAAACACGAAUGCUUUUAUGCAAUCAGCAUAUUUUGACCUUUAUACCUGCUCAGAUUUAAAUUUUAAAGGCUUCACAGACAAUCUGCUUUAGGGGAUGCUGUUCUAUAGCGGUUAAAAUCAAUCUAGGUCCAGGCUGCCACGGUCUUGCCAUGGUUGUGAUCUCAGUGCCUCCUUUAGUCUGGCUUUUGCAACCACUCAGAUAUGUGGGAGCCCAGCCUGGCUGAAAACGAACUGCAGCUUUAGCUUUUAGUAUAGCUGGGUCCCUCAGCUAAUUCACUGCGUGGUUGAAAGAGCACCGGUAGCAUCUCAGGGGAGUUGGAAGGAAUACAUGCCUUGGCAAUGAGGAGGAAUGCCAUAGCUCAAAUUUAAAUCAGUGUUUAUAUGCCACACAUUACAUCGUUACUGUCUGUACUGAGGUGGGAAAAACUCAACUCCUUGUGUUGCUUCAUCUCCAUAUUUUCUGUUGAUUGAGGAUGAUGCCACUCAUUAAUUUCCUUAUUUGUUUUGACCAGUCCUUUAUUUUGUUCUUCAGGCCCAGGCUACCCAACACGUACCCCAUAGAACCUCUUAAGAACUGCUCAUUAUUUCUGCUGGUAAAAUUAAAAUAGUCAUCUGAGUCUUUUUUGCUUACUAUUUUCACUUUUGUGAUCCCUGUGACACCCACAGUCCUUCCCUAUAUCACCAUUCCUAAAAGUUUCAGAUUUUAAAAUAUACAAAAUCUUUUGUGUAUUUGUAACACAGCUUGAUUCUUCUAUUUCUUCAGCAUUGGAAUGUCCAGAGGAGGACCACUAAGAUGAUCAGAGGGCUGGAGCACCUCUCCUGUGAAGAAAGGUGGAGGGAACUGGGCUUCUUUAGCUUGGAGAAGAGAAGGCUCUGGGGAGACCUCAUUGUGGCCUUCCAAUACUUCAAGGGAGUAUAUAAACAGGAGGGGGAAUGGCUGUUUAUGAGGGUGGACAGUGAUAGGACAAGGGGGAAUGGUUUUAAACUGAGACAGGGGAGGUUUAGCUUAGAUAUUAGGAGGAAGUUUUUCCACACAGAGGGUGAUGACACACUGGAACAGGUUGCCCAAGGAGGCUGUGGAUGCCCCAUCCCUGGAGGCCUUCAAGGCCAGGCUGGAUGUGGCUCCGGGCAGCCUGGUCUGGUGGUUGGCGACCCUGCACAUAGCAGGGGGGUUGAAACUUGAUGAUCAUUGUGGUCCUUUUCAACUGAAGCCAUUCUAUAAUUCUAUGAUUAUGACUAGAUCUAGAAGUGCAUGCUGACUUUCCCAGCUGACUUGAGAACUGAAACAAAAGAUGGACACCCUAAUGGGGAGUACUACAGUCAAAACAGAAAUAAUGAUAUAUAGCAAAGUCAAUAUACACUGAAAGUCUUUUGUAUGUAAUUCUGCCUUGCUGAAAAACACCAGGUUGUGUUUUGGAAAUAAUUGUGAUCUUAAUACAAGGUCCCAAAAUAACUGUCAUUAGUCGACUUGACCUGUGCAGACAUCUUAAUAUUUAAAGACUGCUUCCUGACCUUCUCCAGAUGCACAGAUAAGAAAUGAAAAUAAUCUCAAAUUUCCGAAUAGAGAGUCACCAGUACUUUCCUUCAGUUUGUGCUACUAAAAAGGCAUCCAUUCCUAUAUAAAUAAAAAGAAGAAAGAAAAGUUAGUGCUUAAUAUAAUUCUUCAGUAGUCUUUAUUAACAGUCAUGCAUUUGAUCUCAAUAGAAGCACCAUAAAUUUAGGACUGUUUAUAACGUAUGAUGUGUGUUUCUAAAAAUAAUAAUAAUGAAAGACUUUAAAUGUAAUACGGGAUAAAAGCCAGAAAUCUAUUAAUUGUCCUCGAAAUCUUUCAUCCAAAGUCACAGGUGGUCAAAGUUAAACAAGUUCAUGCUGUCAUUUUCUGUGCUGCUUUGUAUGGCAUUGUUCCGAAGGCGUUUAGUAUUCCCAAGUGAAUGCUCACACCGUGCAUGUACCUGUGUGCUCGAAGUCUGCAGAGGUUGUGAAGAUCUGCAUACAUCAGCAAGAAGCUUCAAAAGCAUUUGAGGCUUAUUGUCUCUAUUUUGUUUUAUUUCAGCAUCCACGUUGUGUGCAAUUCCAAUCAAAUUUUCCUUUCUCAGCUUUCCUCUUCAUAGGCCACGCAAACCAAUGGUGUUUUGUUUUGUUUAUCAGUUUCCCACCUUAGUUACUAUUCUAUAAAGCACCAAGUUGUAUAUUCCCCAUGGAAGCAUAACCAUUAGUCACCACACUCCAAAGCGUAGGGCCAAGGAUUGAAGGGGCCAGAAGAGCUCUCCUGGCUUGACCACUUCUGGGAAGAGUUGUGCUGAGAUGAAAGGCUAGGGGCUGAGAUGAUCCUGCAGCUAUCUUUCAAGGUUCCAGCUUUUGCUAGGUGUUUUCUUUCCUCCAGUGGUCCCUCUUCCCCCUUAGCAGCAGCUCUCUUCCAGCAUUCUGCUACAAACUUUCGAGGAAAUUGGCCACUCUUCUGCUUUGUUUCUAAACACAUUGUCUAAAACUGAUGGCAUGGCAGAUUAGAAGGAGCCCACAUGGAGGCACUGCUAUGCAUUCCUUGUCAUAAACUCAAAAACAGAAGGAUUCCUAUGGCUGGUAACUUGUCUGUCAUGACUUUCCUUCCAGGGAGCUUUACCUGCAUUUCAACCUGGCCCUCCUAUUCCUUUCUGGACUUCAGAGCACUCACUCCUCGGUGAACAUAAAAUGGUAACGUCUCCCCAGACAAGCCUGAUCCUUUAACGUGUUCAUCAUGACAUGAACUCUACCUGUCCUUUCCAACAGGAAGGGAGCACCGAGCAGGCUGAAUAGGAGUUCCUCUAAAUAAACUUGCUUUUUUUGGCAACAGGAGACAGUGUCCUCUCAGCUGCUGUGCCAAUGUGCUUUGGCCCCACAGCUGCUUGUCCAGAAGCUCUGAAAUCUAAGCAGUUGUGCUUAAACCUUUCCCACUGCCAUAGAGCGUAUGUGUUCAGAGCACAAUUGCUACUGAAUCUCCUCUGAAUCAAACUGUUUUGAAUUUUUAUUGAGCAGCGUUAAUGGUUUGUUUCUAGAGAGGUUUAUAUACGUAUACGUACAUACACACACGCUUCAUGUAGUACAUGUAUAUUGCCAGGGAUCACACUGGAAGUCUCAUGUAGCAAAGAAGUCAUAUUUUUAUGUUAUCAAACUUUGAAGUUACUCAGAAGAAAAGUUUAAUUCCUGUUUAUCUAAUGGAAGAGAAUUUUCUACCAAGUAGGCAGCAUGGAGUUACUUAAAAUGCACCCUGCUUUCACACCAUUAGUUAGAAAAACUGUUUAGCCAAGGUUUCUCUUAUCAAGGCUUCAUACCUGAGCUGCUGUGAGUGCCUAUAUGCCCAUCUGCCCUGUGUUAAGCCUCUAAACAAAUACACGUUCCUCAGCAUUUCCUGCCUAAGCCUUAGCAAUUCCCAAAAUAAGGCUUCAGGGCACCCUAGAUUUCCAAGAAAGCCAAAGGAAAAGAAAGCAUCUCAAUAAGCUGCUUCUUAAUUGGUUAAUAAAUGAAAGCUAAACUAUAAGAGGAAAUGUUUAAAAGAACAAACUGCAACAAGAGACUUCUGGCAGGGCUACAGAGGGAAUUCACACGUGGUGUGCUCUGCAGUUCAGAUGCUGGGAAGGAUCUACAAUUCCUCUUCAGUGUGGAGACAGGAAAUACUCACCAGAUGGGUAAUCUUCAGCAGCUUUUAAAAACGCUAUAUUUUAGCUACGUUUCAUUGCCACAGAAAGGUGCCUGCUGUGCUGUUGUAUCAAGCUGUAUGUCAAUCUGUCUCCGUAUUUUUUUCUUUAAAGCUGAGUAUGAUGUCAGUCACUUUCCUUAGACAGCAUGGAAAACCUGUCUGGUUUGGCUCCACUGGGAGCCUCUUCUGCACCCAGUCUACCAGUUGUUGGCACUGCUUUGAGCACAGUGUUGUUGAGAUCGGCCUCAAGGAGGUUUAGAUAAGCAGUGCUUUAAAUCAGAUGUGAAGCGUAGGGGCUGUCCACCUUAGGGCUCUGAGAACUAAAGUCCUGGGUUGGAUGCCUGUAGAGCAGUAGAACAUGACCCGACCCACUUGUAUUCCUGGGCUUCUGCCUUCCCAUUGUGACAGGGUUGCUUGACUGUGAAAUUCUCCCCAGUUCUCAUCUUUCUCUUUUUCUUGCUUUCCCAUUUUCCAUCCUUCCUUUUUUCCCAAGGAUAUGAAACAGGACCUAAGGCCCUUCCCCAGUUUCAGAAAGCAUUUUCUCAAUUGUAAUGUUAAUCAUUUUGAAAAUAUUUUUUGUUUCUGUUAUUCCUUCUGGGUCUGUAAUAAAGGUCUGCUUCCCUAUUGCGUGUGUGACCCUUUCUCCUUAUCUCAUAUCCCUGACAGCUGUCUAGGUGGCAUGAGUACUGUUUACCUAUCCUUCAAUUAGUAAUGAUUGAAUGGAAGAGGGAAUGCUUUUACAGGGCUGCAUAAAUGCUGUGUCAGCGCUGUUGCUCAGUCUCUUAUGCAGAAGUUUAUAAUUUCACUUUCAUCCUGAAGAUGAAAUUCAUUUUAAGUGAUCUUGGCUGUAGUUAAUUUCUGCAGUGUGUUUUGCUGGCUCUUUAGUACAAGCACUUUAGUAAUGAGCACUGGUUACUCCUGUCUGUGUAAGUGCUGACUGAGGAAAGAAUGUUUUUCUGGGUGUCCUAUGCUUCUGGCUGCUCCUUCCCAUAGUCUUUCAGAAACCUAUAUGCUGUGCAAUCUUGCGGUAAUUAUUACCAAAAUCCCUUUUAGCAUUACAUAAGUGGCUCUGUACGUGGGACUUUAGGAAUAGAAUAAAAGAAGACCAGUAGCAGGUAGCAGGCAGGUCCUUAGCCUAGGAACUGGGCUUAGGUGCCCUGUAGGAGAUACUUUUUCUCAUUGUCUAUUUGUAUGACUCCUAAGAAACAGUCUUUUUCGGUAGGCUCCAGAAGUGCCAAAAUAGUGGCAAUAGGCUGGCUCCUCUUAGCCAAAACAUCAUGGCUCACUCAUAAUGCUUGAGAGUGGGACAGGUUGCCCAGAGAGGUGGUGGAGUCUCCUUCUAUGGAGAUGUUCAAGACCAGCCUGCACACCUACCUGUGUGACCUAUUGUAGGGAACCUGCUUUAGCAGGGGGGUUGGACUUAAGAAUCUUGAGAUCCCUUCCAACCACUUCAAUUCUGUGUGGUUUAUGAACAGAACAAAUGCUAUAUAGGUUCUGCUGGCGUUAGGAGCUAUGCUGCACAUCUAUUCCUGUAAGUCUUCCCUGUACUGGCUCUGAGGUUAACAGCUGUUGACCGCUCUUCCCACUGGUAUGACUCACCCUCACCCAAUUCAUGUCCCCGGGAAGGAAUUUGUAGAGAAGAUCGGGGAAGAAGGGAAGCGGUUUCAUCUUGAAAGGCAAGGGGAUGCUUAGUGAGGCAGGACUAUCUAUUCUUGCAUAUUUAAUGCUGAUGCUUAAUUGGUGCGUGAUUUUUUUGGUAGUACAAAAGGUCUCACUUAUUCUUUGCUGUUUCCUGCUUUGUCUGUUUUCACAUGCGAUACCGAACAGAUCCAAUUGCUGCUGUUAGAAGAAGCUGUCUACCAAGAGGAGCCCACAGUGUUUUUCUUUACUUGGAGAUUUUUUGAAUGCUAAAUUGCCUCUGUGUGUUCUUCAUAACUGUACCAUAUGCAAAUAUCCUUCAGGAACUGAUAUGACCACUUCAGAUAGUCAAUAUUUUCUAUGUAAGAACUGUACGUUUCCUAUACUGCCACGAAUGUAUAUAUAUCUAUGAAGACUUAAGAUUGUAUCUUUUUGAGUAUGCCUCUUUCUUCAACCAUCUGGAACUUUCUUCCUGUUCUCCAGUUCUCUGCUAAUUUAUUAGACACUUGUGUUAUAUUGUGUACUUUUUUGUAUCAGCUGUACCUCUGUUUCUCCUUUCGCUCAUUAAAACCUGUUCUUCUCA